AUGCCCAAAGCAGAGCUUGACAACCAGCCCUCGGCGUUCUCAGAGCCCUCGGAACCCGCGGACGUCGCUCCCGAGGGUAAACGCGCGCAGAUCACGAACCCGCAAGAGGAGAACCCCCAGGCGGUUGUGAAGAAACAGGGCGCUGGCGGCAGUGGAGGUGCAGGACGAUCAAGAAAGGGCGAGAAGAAGGAGAACGAGCCAGAAGGACCACGCAGCAGCAAGGGUAAAUUCCUUCAGGUAGUCAUGGGUUUCGCAUAA
Messenger RNA from Heterobasidion irregulare TC 32-1, 258 nucleotides. RefSeq lists its product as uncharacterized. The transcript has 2 exons. The record is from RefSeq and is a predicted model, not a curated record. The coding region runs from base 1 to 258 and encodes 85 amino acids. NCBI's taxonomy places the organism in Eukaryota, Fungi, Basidiomycota, Agaricomycetes, Russulales, Bondarzewiaceae.